Molecule: messenger RNA, 3347 nt
Organism: Vanessa tameamea
Lineage: Eukaryota; Metazoa; Arthropoda; Insecta; Lepidoptera; Nymphalidae
Gene: Abd-b
Product: homeobox protein abdominal-B-like
Exons: 5
Coding region: 136-1191 (351 amino acids)
Biological process (GO): regulation of transcription by RNA polymerase II
Cellular component (GO): nucleus
Molecular function (GO): RNA polymerase II cis-regulatory region sequence-specific DNA binding; DNA-binding transcription factor activity, RNA polymerase II-specific
Source: RefSeq, a predicted model, not a curated record
AAGAUGGCUUAAAGAAGAAGGCUUGUUAAAAUUCUGCAAAACGUUGCCUAUAAGGCGUGUUGCGAGUAAGGUUCGGGCGCGGCGUCCCUCGCGGUCGACCUUACUAACAGGUGAGGCGACGACGCCACACAGAACAUGAUACUAAGGUUACCUUGCCCGUUCACACAGACUUCGCUAGCCAGUUUGCGUCAAGCGCCCGCCUCCGGGCACUCCGCCGGGCCGGCCUGGUGGAGCAUGAUGAACGGCGUCGGCGGCGCGCUUUACGAGGAGGCGCACGCGUCACCUCCGGGCGGCUCACCACCGGCCGCGCCCGCCGCCGCGCCACCUUCAGCUUCCAGCGCCUCACCUGCCUCCGUGGGCUCUAACCCACCACAACCACUUCACAUCCCGGCCAAGCGCUAUGAGCCAGAGCCGGGAGUCAUCCGGCACGCGCAGCAAGGUUGGGGUUACCCACCUGAUGCACCUGGUUCCUUCGAGCAUCAAUACUCCACUACCCCGACUUACUACAAUCUGCCUGUCGAAAGGGAGCGCAAAUCUGCAUUACCCUUCUGGCCGACAGGGGGAGGAGAAUAUAAACCUUACGCUGAUGGCUGUCAUCAAGGUUUUUCACAGCCCUGUUGGAAUUACCCCUAUGGCGCUCCGCGUGGGGAUCAGCCGUUAUCAUACGUUGGUGGUGAUGAACGCCGAACUGCUGUCUCCGAAGCAUCGGGUUUCUCCCAUGACGCCUAUGGCUUACGAAACUACGCGCCGGAAUCAGUUGCCAGCGCGCCGUACCCGCCUCCGAGUGCUCUACCUGGAUCUCUAUCGAUGUCUGUGGGCGUCGGCGUCGGUUGCGGCUCAUCAAACCCCUUAGAUUGGACCGGUCAAGUGACCGUGCGUAAAAAACGCAAACCAUACUCAAAGUUCCAAACUCUCGAGCUGGAGAAAGAGUUCCUGUUCAACGCUUACGUUUCGAAGCAGAAAAGAUGGGAACUGGCACGAAAUCUGAAUCUCACAGAGAGACAGGUCAAGAUAUGGUUUCAAAACAGGCGAAUGAAGAAUAAGAAAAAUUCCCAGCGGCAAGCGGCGCAGGCAGCUCAAAACAACAACAAUAAUUCAAAUGCGAACAACCACAAUCAUCACGCGGGUCACCACCACGCGCCGCACCACGUAGCGCUGCACCACGCCCCGCCAGCCAAGCAUCAUCAGUGACCCGCGCCUUUCUCUGGGACUUAUCCCCUUCAUCACGGUAUAGCCAGCUAAAUCAGACGAAGGAAAAGUUCCGAAAGGACUCAGUGUGUUGUGCUUAUGGACGUACUUAAAGAUCCGUAAGGUUCGUCGGGUUGUUACCCAAUAGACUCGAGGAACGUAUCGCUGUACCGUUUCGUACGUAAUGUGGACGCUUUCCGGACCCGCACCGGUGCGCCGCGAGUCCCAGAGAAUCUCAUAGUAAGAUAAUUGUGUUGUCGAUUUGUGUAUAGUAUUAAUUACGAAAUUAUUUUCUGUAAUUUUAACGAGACUAAGUACAUAAGUAGAUAACGAUUCCUGAUAUUGAUAAUAUCUAGUAUAGCGUUGAAUACAUAAGUAUUUGAAAAUCAUUCAACUAUCGAAGUUCGAAAUGAUAUCGUCACCGAUGAAUUAAUGUAUUUAGAUAGUUUAUUAAAAAUAAUUUUGUAAAAUAUUUUGUGAGACUGCUUUAUUGUUGUAUUCGCUGUUCGAAGGAUGGUUAACUUUUAUUUUCGUUACCAAAUUGUUGAAUUACUCGGGUUGCUUUGGUGGCAGUUUUAUAAAUCUCGUGUGGAUGUGCGUUGGGGUUAGACCGAGGAGUCGACACAUCGCCGGACCUAAUAUUUAACGUAGCAUCGACGUCGAUAUAUUCUUACAUAUUAUAAUAUUAUCAAUAUUCGCAAUAUGAUCAAAUAUUUAUUACUGUUUAUUUUCUUUUCUCAUUAUUCGUUAUAUAAAUUAUGAAUUUCUGACAAAGCUUUAACUCGGUUCCAGUAGAAUUAUGCAUUAAGUUACUGUUAUGACUUUUUUGAAACUAUUAAAAGUUGAUGUUAUAAUCAAUAUAAUUACGUGUAUGGGCAAGUGCAUUAAUAUUGUCCUCUAUUGACUCAUUGUGCUGUUCGCUUAAGCCUGUCUAUUUCUAUUAUUUUUUUUUUGUUUUAGUUAAAUAUUUUAUUAUUUAUUUAUAUACACGAAAAUAACAUUCUAUGUAAUGAAUAUAACUUGUAUCUCGCUCUAGUACAUCGAAGUAAAUCGUGACUAUUAGACGUACGCUGUACAGAUGUUGAAAAUAAAAUAGUAAAAUUAUGGUGUAAUAGAUACCUUACUAUACAAGAUGUAGGAACGUGAAGAAUCAUUCAGUUUUAGAAUGUAACUAUAGAAUUACUAUUAAAGUCACUAGCUACAUCUUCCCUAUUUUAUCUUAUAUCUAUAUAAUGAAUGUUCUAUCUUAAAAUUAGUGUUUUACUUAAAUCUAUUUCAUUAAAUCUGUAUUGUCCGUAACAUUAUUAGAGUUUAUAAGUGUUUCGUACAAAAUGGCGACCUCGUCUAGGUAACCGAAUUUCUACAUAAGUGCAAGGCAUCUUAGAUAUCUCUACGUGGGUAGCAAUUCGAUUAUAAUGGAGUGGCCACAGGAGUAUUAAUCAGAUCUCUCUAUCAUUUGUCUCAUCAACGAGACAAUACACUAUUAUAAAAAGCUUAUGACUACUAAUCCUUAAGCGUACCUAUUUUAAUUGUUUAUGAGAUAAGUUAAAGAAUGAUAGCUGAAUAUUAAUUGUUUUGAUACAAAAUAUAUUUUCAGCUAUGACGCCAUCUUCUGUCAAAUUGUUUUAAAAAAAUAUGUGGUCAUAUCUUAAAUAAUAAUACAUUUGUAAUGUAAUAAUGUUUCUGCACAAUGUCAAUGAACGGAGCGGUUUUUUUUAUUGUCAUGCCAUUUUCUACUAUUACAUGGAUACAUUGUAAUAUUAUCUGAAAAGUAAACUUUAAAUAAAUAUUAAUGUUUUUAUUAACUUAACAGAUACACACACAUUUCAAAAAAAUCAUUAAUAAAAUCGCGUCAUGUCUCUUCAACGUGGAGUCUUUCAAAUAUAUAUAAAGUUGCUUUACAGAUAUUUGUAAUGUAAAAUUUAUUUCAUUGCAGUAGAUCGCAUCUAGAAGUUCUUCUAUAAACUAUAUAAUAUUGUAAUAAUUAAAGGUCUCGUAAUUAUCAUUGUACAGAUAAAUUAAUGUAGUUCAAGUCUCACCGCCGUGUGAGGUCUUGUUAAGUAAUAAUGUAUAAUUAAAUGAAUGUGCUCUCGACAGUUUUAUGACGAAUUUAGAAAAGAUUGUAUGAAAGGGAAAAGAAUUAAAUAUUUCGUCGUGUC